Argentina anserina (silverweed cinquefoil) is the source of this 1248-nucleotide messenger RNA. RefSeq names its product annexin D5-like. The transcript has a single exon. NCBI's taxonomy places the organism in Eukaryota, Viridiplantae, Streptophyta, Magnoliopsida, Rosales, Rosaceae. Gene Ontology annotation, cellular component: cytoplasm. The record is from RefSeq and is a predicted model, not a curated record. Gene Ontology annotation, molecular function: calcium ion binding; calcium-dependent phospholipid binding. Bases 97 to 1050 code for a protein of 317 amino acids.
UCUCACUUCAUCAUUCUCCAGCUUCCUUUGCCUUUUGCUUUCUCUUCACAACUUGGGUCCUCUUCCCGUUUCUGAUUCCAUCAACAAGAAACAACAAUGUCCUCUCUGACCGUCCCACCGGUCCUGUCCUCCCCAAGAGACGACGCCAUCCUCCUCCACAAAGCCUUCAAGGGCUUCGGCUGCGACAAGGCCGCCGUCAUCAACAUCCUCGCCCACCGCGACUCCACCCAACGCGCCUACAUCAUGCACGAGUACCGCACCAUGUACCACGAGGACCUCAACCGCCGCCUCUCCUCCGAGCUCAGCGGAAAUACCAAGAAAGCCCUCCUCCUCUGGACCCACGACCCUCCCACCCGCGACGCCACCAUCGUCCGUGAAGCCCUCACCGGCCCCACCGUCGUCGACCUCCGCGCCGCGACUGAAGUCAUCUGCUCUCGAACCUCAACACAGAUCAUGCAGUUCAAACAAAUCUACUUCACCCUGUUCGGUUCCUAUCUCGAACACGACAUCGAGGCUCAAGCUUCGGGAGAUCACAAGAACCUGCUUCUCUCUUACGUCGCCACGCCGAGGUACGAGGGUCUGGACUUCGACAGGCUCAUGGCGGAGAAGGACGCCAAGGCUUUAUUCAAGGCCGGAGAGAAGAAGCUUGGGACGGACGAGAGGAAGUUCAUUGAGAUCUUCAGCGGGAGAAGCAGCGCGCAUCUGAAUGCUGUGAGUGCUGCUUAUCACAACAUGUAUGGGAGCUCUUUGAAGAAGGCUGUGAAGAAGGAGACGUCGGGGCUCUUCGAACAUGGGCUGGUGACGAUUCUGCAGUGCGCUCAACAUCCCGGGAAGUAUUUCGCCAAGGUUUUGCAUAAUUCGAUGAAGGGUUUGGGGACAGAUGAUAGUACACUUGUGAGGGUGAUUGUGUCGAGGGCGGAGAUCGAUUUGCAGUACAUAAAGGUUGAGUAUCAGAAGAAGUACGGCAAGAGUUUGGGUGAUGCUGUCAAGUCUGAGACUUCUGGGAAUUACAGGGAUUUUCUUCUGGCUAUUAUAGGCCCGAGUCAUUAGCCUCAAGUGUGCUGGGUGUUUCAAUUUCGUGUCUGUUUAUUACUAGUUUAGGCUCUGAUCUAGAACUAUGGCGCGAUUUUUUCAUUCCUUGACCUGAUUAUGUAAAGUUGUGAAAUUUGUGGUUGUAGAUGAUGAAAUGUUAGCUUUGAUUAAGAAAUUUGACAUUGCCAAAGAGGCUAGUAGUCCUGUUUCCAAGUU